This is a messenger RNA of Polyodon spathula (Mississippi paddlefish), 2229 nucleotides long. RefSeq names its product 5-hydroxytryptamine (serotonin) receptor 6 (gene htr6). Bases 579 to 2210 code for a protein of 543 amino acids. The transcript is spliced from 3 exons. The record is from RefSeq and is a predicted model, not a curated record. Gene Ontology annotation, molecular function: neurotransmitter receptor activity; G protein-coupled serotonin receptor activity. Lineage: Eukaryota; Metazoa; Chordata; Actinopteri; Acipenseriformes; Polyodontidae. Gene Ontology annotation, biological process: G protein-coupled receptor signaling pathway, coupled to cyclic nucleotide second messenger; chemical synaptic transmission. Gene Ontology annotation, cellular component: dendrite; membrane.
UCUCUAUCUCUUUAUCUCUCUAUCUUUCUCUCUCUCUAUCUAUCUCUAACUGCAUAUUCCUCGGAUACGCUCACACACUGGAAUGCUUCUUGAUUCGCUUGAGUGGUUAAUGAUCGGAUCUCAUGCACGGGUUUUUAAAUGCACUAGUUUAUGAAACUCCGUCAUUUAUAUAAAGAGCUGCUCUGUGGAAUGAGAGGGAUUCUCACUCUCAUGCAAACAGUGUCAGCGGCAGGGUCAUCCGCACAUAAGCAGCUCAUGUAGCGUCUCGGUGCGUCUCCAGACGAUUGGAAACAAAGGGAAAUAGAUACUGCGACAGUCUUCACACAUCCCAUAGCAUCUGUAAACGCACUGGGCAGCUUCACAUGUGAUGUGUUCAUGUGUAAAGUACAUUGUUAAACAAUUCAAAUGGAUGCAGGUGUGUUUUAACCCUGUUGCAUGAGAUUGCAAUGUGAUUCUAAAAGCAAUGUUCGUGCCGGCUGGUGGAGUUCAGCUCCCUAUAGCGACCCCAUCGACUCUCAGCGAUGUAUUUAAUCUUACACAACAACCCUGUCCAGUAAAUCCAAGAAACGUUUAGAAAGAUGUUUCUCUUUCUCUCUCUCUCUCUCUCUCUCUCCCUCCCUCCCUCUCCCCCUCUCUCUCUCUCUCUCUCUCUCUCUCUCCUUCCCAACUUUCACUGUCAUUAUAAUAUCAUCACAGCUCGGUUCCUGAUUAUCAGAGGAAGUCGAGACAGCAUCAUUUCAGAGAAUAACAAUAACAAUACUGAUACAAUACUAAUCACCGCUGCCUGCCUGACUGGCCACUCACCACAAACCAAGGCAGAGGAACGGGGUUGGAGAGACGGGAAGAAGGGCAACAAACCCCAUUUGUGUAAGAAAGACAUGGACUCGAGUUUUUUUCUGGAAGGGUUCAACGCCACGCUGGAAGGGGGCAGCUAUUUGGAGGGGGGCAGCGGCUGGGUGGCCGCGUUCCUCUGCCUGAUCAUCCUCAUCACCACCGUGGGAAACUUCCUCCUCAUCCUGCUGAUCUUCACGCAGCGCUGCCUCAGGAACACCUCCAACUACUUCCUGGUGUCUCUCUUCAUGUCCGACCUGAUGGUGGGCUUGGUGGUCAUGCCCCCGGCCAUGCUGAACGAGCUCUGCGGGAGAUGGGUGCUGGCGGGCGGCUUCUGCUCCGUUUGGGUCUCCUUCGAUGUGAUGUGCUGCAGCGCCUCCAUCCUCAACCUGUGUGUCAUCAGCCUGGACCGCUACCUGCUCAUCAUCUCUCCGCUCAAAUACAAGCUCCGCAUGCGCCCGGGCCGCGCCGUGAUGCUCAUCCUCGCCACCUGGACCCUGGCGGCGCUCGCCUCCUUCCUGCCCAUCGAGAUGGGCUGGCACGAACUGGACUUCGAGAUCCAGGCGCCGAACGGGACCGACCCCUCGCCCGCGCCCCACCAGCCUCCCUCCGCCCCGGAGGACGAGGAGCAGUGCCGGCUGCUGGUCAGCCUCCCCUACGCGCUCAUUGCAUCCAGUCUGACUUUCUUCCUGCCUUCCAUCGCCAUUUCAUUCACCUACUGCCGGAUACUGCGGGCCGCCCGGAAGCAGGCGGUGCAGGUGGCCUCCCUCACUACUAACGUGGCGUCCACCUCCGACGCGCCCGUGCAGGUCCCAAGGCCGGCACCCCAGUGCGCUGCAGGGACGAGUGAGAGCCGCAAGCUGGCCAGCAAGCACAGCAGGAAGGCGCUGAAGGCCAGCCUGACGCUUGGCAUCCUGCUGGGCAUGUUCUUCGUGGCGUGGCUGCCUUUCUUCAUGGCAAACAUGGUACAGGCAGUGUGUGAUUGCAUCUCUGGCAGGCUGUUUGAUGUUCUCACCUGGCUGGGUUACUGUAACAGCACCAUGAACCCGAUCAUCUACCCACUGUUCAUGCGUGAUUUCAAGAGGGCCAUGGCUCGGCACCUGCCCUGCUGCCCCCGGGCCUGGGAGCGCCGGCCCAGCCUGGUUUCUCUCUCUGUGCGCAAUUCCCACAGCGCCCACCGGGUGGGGCUGUCCCUGAAGAACAUGGUGACCCUGCCGGGCGAGAUCGAGUCUCUGAUCUCCGACCCCUGCGACCCCACCGUGCCCCUGCCCGGCAACAAGGACUCCCCGGCAACCGGCGCCGACUCCGUCAACCUGUUCGACGUGGAGCAUGCUGGGAAUGAGCUGCUGCCCAACCAGCUCCACACAGCCUUGGACUGAACCACCCGGGGGGUGGGGG